AUGUCCGGGCGACUGGUGGACGACCCACGAUUCGGUCGACGCGAUAAUGGACAGAUUGGGGACGAGCAGCUGGCACGACGGCUUCAAGAGCAAGAGCAACAAUUAGAGGUCGAUCGACAGUUUGCCGAAGCGCUCGCCGCAGGUGCAAGCGACGGUUUUGAUGAACAUCGUCUCCAGAUCGCGCAAGACUACGAGCUGGCGCUUCAACUGGAGGCUGAAGGCAGCGACGACGGCACUAGAAUCAAAGUGGAAGAAGAAGAGGACGAUAGCUUCGACGCCCCGUCGGCAUAUGACCAACAACGAAGUGCCACCGACACAGCAACAUGUACCGCCUGCGCCGACGACCUUCCACGCAACGAGCUGGCCACCAGCACUUGCAACCACGCCUACUGCGCCACGUGCCUCAGCAGGCUCUUCCGCCAGGCCAUGACCGACGAAGCCUACUUCCCUCCUCGUUGCUGUCAGAACGAGAUACCGCUGGCUCAUGCGAAGCACUUCCUCGGACCACAGCUGGCGGAGGAGUUUGAGACGAGAGCGGUGGAGUUGACGACGGCGGAUAGGACGUACUGUCAUGUCUCGGCUUGCUCAGCGUUCAUACCUCCGGCAACUAUUAGGGGAGAUGUCGCGUGGUGUGGGAGCUGCGGACAAUCUACGUGUUCGAUGUGCAAAGCUGCGGGGCAUUUGGGAGACUGUCCGCAGGACGUCGGGUUGCAGCAGACGCUGGAGGAAGCGCACAGGCAGGGGUGGAGGAGGUGUGAGUGUGGGAGGAUCAUUGAGUUGAACACUGGGUGCAAUCAUAUGACAUGCACAUGUCGACGACAGUUCUGCUACCUCUGCGGCGCGCGCUGGAAGACCUGCCGCUGCGCACAAUGGGAUGAGCAGAGGCUCUACGCUCGGGCGGAGGAGGUUAUCAACCGGCGUCCACGCGCCCUUGCCGUUCCACGGCGUCCAUGCGCUACUGCCUUUCGGCCAGAAGGUGCCGUUGUGAAUGCGGGUUUGCCACUGAGGGACGAGCUAGUCCGCGAGGGUUUCGAUCCUACCGACGCUGAACUACUCCACGAGCGUGAUGCACCUCUUCUGCCGGCAUGCAGGCAGCGUUAUCCGCUGCAGCUCCAUCACGCAAAUCCAGCCAAUGCCCAGCAGAACGACUUCGCUCAGCGAGUGCGCGACCAGAACGCCCAGCAAGCAGCCCAGCACCAGCAUAUCCACGCUCCGCCUCAAGCUGGUCCAGCCAAUGCCCAGCAGAACAACGAAGCCCACCAAGCCCGCGUCCAGGACGUUGCGCAGCAACUGCGAGAGAACCACGAGUGCAGGCACCCGCAGCGUUGGAGGCGGUUCAAGGGCUACCAUCAUUGUCCGGUGUGUGCGAAGGAUAAGAAGGAUGUCGUGGGGGAGUGCAAGAUUUGCUUCCUGGUGGCUUGUUAUCCUUGUCGGAGGCAUCGGCUUUGA
Molecule: messenger RNA, 1449 nt
Organism: Saxophila tyrrhenica
Lineage: Eukaryota; Fungi; Ascomycota; Dothideomycetes; Mycosphaerellales; Extremaceae
Exons: 2
Coding region: 1-1449 (482 amino acids)
Biological process (GO): proteasome-mediated ubiquitin-dependent protein catabolic process; protein linear polyubiquitination
Cellular component (GO): ubiquitin ligase complex
Molecular function (GO): ubiquitin binding; zinc ion binding; ubiquitin-protein transferase activity
Source: RefSeq, a predicted model, not a curated record